Pochonia chlamydosporia 170 is the source of this 627-nucleotide messenger RNA. RefSeq names its product phosphotransferase enzyme family domain-containing protein. The coding region runs from base 1 to 627 and encodes 208 amino acids. The transcript has a single exon. Lineage: Eukaryota; Fungi; Ascomycota; Sordariomycetes; Hypocreales; Clavicipitaceae. The record is from RefSeq and is a predicted model, not a curated record.
AUGCCUACCACAUUCACUUUGCCUCCUGAAAACGAAAUAAUCCCUGCUGUCCAGGCUCAAUUAACCUUCCGAAAGGAGGCAGAUUCUUUUCGACUUCGCAGAGAAGCCGAAGCCAUGGAGUACAUAAGAAGUCGUACCCCCAUCCCUAUACCGUCGAUCCUUGACAUGCAUAUUGAUAUAAACGAUGAUCAACCGGGCUGGAUUCUAAUGGAACGAAUUCCUGGGCGUCAACUAGACGACGCAUGGCCAACAAUGACCGAGACAGCCAAGGCACGCUGCAUCUCCGAGCUACAGUCAUAUCUGCAUCAGUUACAUAGUCUCCGUCCUCCUGGCUCUGGCUGGAUUGGAUCCUGUUCUGGAGGGCCUGCCUACGACCACCGACUAGAUAAUAUGACUACAUGUGGCCCAUUUGCGACUAUCCCCGAGUUCAACGACUUCCUCGUUGCGCCAGUGAAGAAUUGUCCACGGCAAGAGUGGGUGGCCAAAUAUCGCAACAUGCUCCGCGAUGACUAUUCUAUAAUAUUUGCGCAUGCAGAUCUCUCAGGGGAGAAUAUUCUCGUUGACCCUACAAACGGCUGCGUCACAGGAAUUGUGGACCGGGAAAUGGCGGGCUUUUGGCCGGAGUGA